Poecilia latipinna (sailfin molly) is the source of this 1227-nucleotide messenger RNA. RefSeq names its product trace amine-associated receptor 13c-like. Gene Ontology annotation, molecular function: trace-amine receptor activity. The transcript has 2 exons. Lineage: Eukaryota; Metazoa; Chordata; Actinopteri; Cyprinodontiformes; Poeciliidae. Gene Ontology annotation, cellular component: membrane. The coding region runs from base 1 to 984 and encodes 327 amino acids. The record is from RefSeq and is a predicted model, not a curated record. Gene Ontology annotation, biological process: G protein-coupled receptor signaling pathway.
AUGCGACGCCUCGAGGAGGCUGAACUCUGCUUCCCACAGCUCCUCAACUCCUCCUGCAGGAAGAUCGCGCUUCCUCAUUCAACCUCAACGCUCAUGUACUGCUUACUAUCCUGUGUGUCUUCGCUCACUGUGACCCUUAACCUGCUGGUCAUCAUCUCUAUCUCCCACUUCAAGCAGCUCCACACGCCCACCAACAUCCUCCUCCUCUCCUUGGCUGUCUCAGAUUUCUUGGUGGGUUUCCUCAUUGUCUUUCAGAUCCUUCUCAUUGACGGCUGCUGGUAUCUUGGCGACUUCAUGUGUGUUCUGUAUUACGUCGUUGAUUAUGUUAUCACGUCUGCAUCAGUAGAGAACAUGGUGCUCAUAUCAGUGGACUGCUAUGUAGCUGUUUGUAACCCUUUCCAGUAUCCCACCACAGUCACACAGAAAAGAGUGUGUGUGUGCGUUUCGUUGUGCUGGAUGUUUUCUGCCGUCUGUGUCUUUAUAGUUUUCAAAGAAAAUCUGGGACAGCCAGGCAGGUUUAAUUCAUGCGUUGGGGAGUGCGUGGUUGGAUUUGAUGAAGCUGCUGGAAUAAUAGACGUCUUGUUUUUCUUCAUCGGCCCCGUCACCAUCAUCAUCAUCCUGUACGUGAGAGUGUUUGUGGUGGCCGUGUCUCAGGCUCGGGCCAUGCGCGCUCGUGUUGCAGCCGUCUCCCUCCAGGGUUCAGUCAGAGGUAACGUUAAGAGGUCUGAACUCAAAUCAGCCAGGACGCUUGGGGUUGUUGCAGCUGCUUUUCUGAUAUGCAUAUGUCCAUACUUUUUCCUCUCAGUUACCGGUGGGGAGACCCAGUUUAGCGCUUCAUCCUUUGCUUUUUUUCUGUUUUAUCUUAACUCCUGUUUAAACCCAUUGAUCUAUGUCUUAUUCUUUCCCUGGUUUAGGAAAACUAUUAAACUAAUUUUCACCCUGCAGAUACUGAAGGCCGGAUCCUCUCAGGCCAACAUCAUGUAGAGAGUGAGGUUACAGACUUACCACCUGGACAUGUUCUGAUCUGUUGAUGCAUUUCCCCGCUGGUCAUUGUCAUCUCCAUUCCCUCGUUUCGAUAUUCCAAAUUCAAUGUAUAAUUAAUUUAUGAAUCAUUCAACUCCAACUAGCCACAAUUUGACCAUACAUUUUCAACAUAAUUUCUUAAGCGAGUCCUCAAACUUGAAUUUCUUUUUUUAUCUGUAUAUUUUAACCAUCACAGUCAUUGCA